Molecule: messenger RNA, 3832 nt
Organism: Homarus americanus (American lobster)
Lineage: Eukaryota; Metazoa; Arthropoda; Malacostraca; Decapoda; Nephropidae
Product: proton channel OtopLc-like
Exons: 7
Coding region: 226-3066 (946 amino acids)
Biological process (GO): proton transmembrane transport
Cellular component (GO): membrane
Molecular function (GO): proton channel activity
Source: RefSeq, a predicted model, not a curated record
GCACCAGUGUUUGUGUCUUAGCCUCACUAAGAGAGUUCUUAAUUACACGUGAAAAGUGUUUGAAGGAAACUUUUUAAGGAGACUUUGUGAGAUAAAGUGGAUGGUAGUGUUUGUGUUUGGAACAUGUUAGGUGUGCUACUGACAGUUUCGUGACAGCUUCAUAUAUAGUUAUGAGACUUGGUACUCACUCGUAACCUUACCAGUUUUUCUUGCGGAUAAAAUAAAAUGGCGACAAUACGGAUUCCUCUACAUCUAGUCCUCAGCAGUAUUAGUGAGAGCGAGGCCAGUGGAAGUAGCUCUCUUGUGUCGCCAGCACAAAGCCGCCGUCGAGUGGCACACGGGCUACCAACUGGACACCCUCAUCGCCGUAGGAAGGUGAGCGCACCGCCGGAGUUGCAGCCACACUUUUCAGGCCCUUCUCCACACGCCCACAACGCCCACGCCCAUAACAUCCAGGGCAACGGCGGUGCGAAUCCCGACCACGUGCACACAUCCGCCAACCCCGAGUAUACUCUGAACUUCCCAGGACAAACACAAUUGUCUGCCAGUUUCUGUAGCGGUUCUGACUCGGGGGUACCGUCCGAAUAUUCCUCCUGGGCUGCUCCAGUAUCUGGUGUGAUCCGUCACGACGCCUUCUCGCCUAACGAAAAUCAUACGUUACCUCCAGAUUCCAUCGACGACCUCGCAGGCCAACCACAGACUAACGACCACCAGGAAAUAUCCUUCUACCAGUCCGACUCCGACUGUGAGAGUUUGGACGGAUUACAAGCACCACACGGUUGUCGUAAGUCUGCUGCUGGUAGUGGGAUGAACAAUCAAGGAUACGUUCACACAGAACCCACCCCGGUGGUUCUCCCCGUGGGUUCUCCUCCUCCUCUCAUUCGUGCCUCCACGGAAACCAACAUGGCCUCACCUCCCCCCUCUGCCGUUGGUUCGCCGGUCAACUACGGCCAAGGGCGCAGACACAGCAUGGUUCUCCAACUCAACCUACAGGGUGCUGCUCCUCAGGUGGCUGGACUACCCGGCAACUCAAGGGGACGCUCCGUCUCCAUGGUGUCCCUCAACGCUAACCAGCCAGUCCCCAACAUGUACCCCAACCUGCACGACACACAGUCCAUAUACAGCGAAGUUGGCUACGGUUCACCCGCAGGCUUCUCCGGUGGUCACCACUCAGGGUCCCAGGGGUCUAUCGCCGGCGGUGGACUGAAGAUUGUGGAGAGUCAACAAGCAUUAGUCAAUUGUCACACAGACGGUGUGUGCACUCACCCUGACGCCCACGACCCUCAGGAGCCUCAGCCCACCGAGGAGGGAGAGAAGAAAUCAAGAUUCCAGCUCACCCUUAGUAAAAAUCUGAGCAUAAUGUAUGCGGUGUUCUUGGUCAUGUUGGGAAUCGUUAUAUACUUAGCUGAUACCUUCAGCGGCCAUGACUCAGCAAUGGCAGAGGGAUUCAACGUAUUCUUAAUAGUAGCACAGUUACUUUGGCUUUUCUAUGUACAUGUGGAUGUCCGACGUUACGUCAAUCUCAUAUCUCGAACACUUGACGAGGCCAAGACGAAACAAGUAAAUAAAGACGACCAGGUGCACUUAGAGCCGACAGGUGACGGGCAGUACCAGCUACGUAUAAACGUGCCCGAGGCCCCCAGGACCAUCCCACAGCACUACGGCUUCACCUCAGGUGGUCACGGCGGCUCUCUCUACCUCAAGAUCGGGGCUACAGUUUUCUGUUUGGGUUACCUGAUCCACACUGGUCUGAAUCUUGGCCAGAAGAUCUUGUACCUGACAGAAGAGGACCCCGUCUUUGAUAACUGCACCUGCACCACUGACGUCAUCAUGUCUGUCUUACAACCUGUGUACGCCUUCUAUCAGCUCUUCUUCAUCUUCAAGUACUCCAAUCUGAUCAUCAACCGUCGUCUGGUUCUGUCAAGAUUCGGCAUCAUGCACUGCAUCGCCUCUUCUCUGUGCUUCUGGAUCUAUACCAUCCUACAAGAGACUCUCCAAGCCAUCUUCUUGAAAAAGAGCUCAGAAAAAAAUUAUAGCUCAGACACAACCACCGCAGCACAGUUGAUAAGUGGUGGUGGUGAUGAAGACGACUCAGACGAAAUGGAGGACGAUGACACUCAGCAAUACGUCGGGAGGAAGUUCACAGCGGCUGCAGCUUCUUCUUGGUCCAUCAACUAUGGCUGUGAGAAGGAUACUCAUUUGUCCUCCAUGAUCAACGCCACAACCCCGUACCUCUUCCCGUUCAGCAUCGAGUUCAGCAUCUUGAUGGUGGGGUUGUGGAUCCUUCUCUGGGAAAACAUCGGCAAGUUCGAUCGCCACACACACAUUCCUUCAGUGGAAGUCACCUAUGAGGAAGACAAUACCAAAACUUUGACGUCCAACCUUAUCAUUUACGUGGACUGUCACGCUUCUAACCGUGGACUGUUCGCUGGCCUACUCAUGACCGUCGCCACGGUAAUAUCUAUCAUAUUAUUCUUCAUCUUCUCGGCAUCUGAGGACAGCAAGCAGCUUGGGAUUUAUGUCAACGGCAUCAGUGAAGUCCUUCUACUAACGUGUAUGUUAUUUACGGCCAUCGUCGCCUACAACUCGAUCCGGAUAUUGGACAUAAUAAAACACAAAAUUAGCAACGUUGACGACAUCUUGUUGUACGUGUGCCUGCCCUGCAUCUUCCUCUACGCCUUCUUGAGUAUGGUCCCGGCCAUCAACGGUGGACUUGUCCUCUCCACUGCUGUCUCCAUACUACAAGUGUGUCAGGUGAUCUUGCAGACUGCGCUCAUCUGUGACGGUCUAAGGCGGUGCUCCAACGCACAGAGUCUCCAGCACAAGAAGCCGGGACGCGAGGUUAUCACCUACCUGGUGGUUACUAACGUGGCCAUGUGGCUACUACAGACCUUUGAAAUUAAGAGUGAAGAAGGCAAUUCCGCCCUGUACGAUUUCUACGGCAAGGAGCUGUGGACUUUACUUUCACACUUGACGUUGCCGCUGGCGCUCUUCUACCGCUUCCACUCGUCCGUGUGUCUUGCGGACAUGUGGAAGGCGUCUUAUGAGGCCGAAGAGUCCCAUUAGAUGGUCCCGUCGCGUCCCUAGACCUUCUGGGGUCCAGUAUCCUAGCAUCUUCCCCGCUUGAUGGACGACACCUUGCGGGAAGGGACCCUCCCUAUACGGCGCCUCCAGCGUCGUGGAGUUCAUGUGCGCAUCUGUACAUAUUCACCCGUCCUCCCCCACACCGGCACCAUAACACUAUUACCAAAUAACAUUAAAAAAAAUGGAGACGUCACUUCUACUAUUAUUAUGAAUACAACGAAUAGGAAGAUGUGAUUGUGAUGACAUAUCCUGUUUACCAAUAAACCGAUAAUUAUUGCAACUUUACAAAGGAAUAAAAUACUGUACUUAACGUUGUUGACUCAAGUGUCUGUCCAUGUGUGUGUCGGUGAGGCCAGGGGGCGCAGCACCGCCAGUCAUCCGCUGUACAUACUGGCCCAGGCGGUGCCGACUCGUCCUCAUUGCUCAUUUCCCUGUAUUUAUGAUGCCAUACACUGUAGAUAUUGACCCCAUGUGAUACACUGGUCAAGUCGGCGCCGUCCUGUGAGGAGGCAGGUCGGGUCGACACACUCUAUUGUGAUAUGUAUAAAACCGGAGACGUGUAGAGUAUUUAGUCUAAGAGUUCUUUAAUUAGCUGACAAAGACGAAAGAGGCCUGAACGUCGGGCAUUACCUCUGUAUUUAGCUGUACAUGUUGUACUUAGUAUGUAUAAGUUAUAAGCUCAAGUACAAGUGAUUCAGUAAUGAAUAUAAGUUGUACCUAUGCCAAAUAAAAUAAUUUUGAUUUAUAA